Laccaria bicolor S238N-H82 is the source of this 234-nucleotide messenger RNA. RefSeq lists its product as uncharacterized. The record is from RefSeq and is a predicted model, not a curated record. Lineage: Eukaryota; Fungi; Basidiomycota; Agaricomycetes; Agaricales; Hydnangiaceae. Bases 1 to 234 code for a protein of 77 amino acids. The transcript is spliced from 3 exons.
AUGCGGGCAUUCUUCUCGCACUCGACACCGUACCUCUGGCCGCGGAGAACAGCGGCAUCUCUUCGUCGCAGUUGGGCACUGAUUGGAGAACGUUUCUUUGGUUCCCAUGCUUUUUAUACGGUGGAUCCUAAAGUCAUUAUGCUGUUGAGGUAUAGACGAACAACUCAUGUACGAUCCCCCAAACCAGCAAUAGUGCCUCAGUCGUUCACGUCCUGUUCAAGAUUGACGAUGUGA